Lemur catta (Ring-tailed lemur) is the source of this 4120-nucleotide messenger RNA. It is a transcript of the gene RASA4B, whose product is annotated as RAS p21 protein activator 4B. The record is from RefSeq and is a predicted model, not a curated record. Gene Ontology annotation, molecular function: GTPase activator activity; phospholipid binding. The transcript is spliced from 21 exons. Bases 107 to 2515 code for a protein of 802 amino acids. NCBI's taxonomy places the organism in Eukaryota, Metazoa, Chordata, Mammalia, Primates, Lemuridae. Gene Ontology annotation, biological process: negative regulation of Ras protein signal transduction; cellular response to calcium ion; regulation of GTPase activity.
CGGCUCGGCGCGUCCCCCGCGGCGCCCAGUCCAGCGCCCGCCGCCCGCCUUCCCGGACCCUGCCGUCCGGCUCCCCCGGGCCAGGACCCCGCGUCGCGAACCCGCGAUGGCCAAGCGCAGCUCGCUGUCCAUCCGCAUCGUGGAGGGAAAGAACCUGCCCGCCAAGGACAUCACUGGCAGCAGCGACCCCUACUGCAUCGUGAAGGUGGACAAUGAGCCCAUCAUCAGGACAGCCACCGUGUGGAAGACCCUGUGCCCCUUCUGGGGUGAGGAGUAUCAGGUGCACUUGCCACCCACCUUCCACGCUGUGGCCUUCUACGUCAUGGACGAGGACGCCCUCAGCCGGGACGACGUCAUCGGGAAGGUCUGCCUUACACGGGACACGCUGGCCUCUCACCCUAAGGGUUUCAGCGGGUGGGCCCACCUGACGGAGGUUGACCCCGAUGAGGAGGUGCAGGGCGAGAUCCACCUGCGGCUGGAGGUGGUGCCAGGGCCCCGGGCUCGCCGGCUGCGCUGCUCCGUACUGGAGGCCAGGGACCUAGCCCCCAAGGAUCGGAAUGGCGCAUCUGACCCCUUCGUCCGAGUACGCUACAACGGCCGGACGCAGGAGACCUCGAUUGUGAAGAAAUCAUGCUACCCACGCUGGAACGAGACCUUUGAGUUUGAGCUGGAGGAGAGAGCAGCGGAGGUGCUGUGUGUGGAGGCCUGGGACUGGGACCUCGUCAGCCGAAACGACUUCCUGGGCAAAGUGGUGUUCAAUGUCCAGAGAAUUCGGGUGGCCCAGCAGGAGGAGGGCUGGUUCCGGCUGCAGCCUGACCAGUCCAAGAGCCUCCGGGACAAGGGCAACCUGGGCUCCUUGCAGCUGGAGGUGCGGCUGCGGGACGAGACGGUGCUGCCCUCUGGCUGCUACCAGCCCCUGGUGCAGCUGCUGUGCCACGAGGUGAAGCUGGGCGCCCAGGGCCCAGGGCAGCUGAUCCCACUCAUCGAGGAGACGACCAGCACUGAGUGCCGCCAGGAUGUGGCCACCAACCUGCUCAAGCUCUUCCUGGGGCAGGGGCUGGCCAAGGACUUUCUGGACCUGCUGUUCCAGCUGGAGCUGCGGCGCACCAGUGAAGCCAACACCUUGUUCCGGAGCAAUUCUCUGGCCUCAAAGUCCAUGGAGUCUUUUCUGAAGGUGGCUGGGAUGCGGUACCUGCACGGCAUCGUGGGCCCCAUCAUCGACAAGGUGUUUGAGGAGAAGAAGUACGUGGAGCUGGACCCCAGCAAAGUGGAAGUUAAGGAUGUAGGGUGCUCGGGGCUGCACCGCCCGCAGACCGAGGCCGAGGUGCUGGAGCAGAGCGCGCAGACGCUGCGCGCCCACCUGGGGGCGCUGCUGAGCGCACUCAGUCGCUCGGUGCGCGCCUGUCCCGCCGUGGUGCGCGCUACCUUCCGCCAGCUCUUCCGGCGCGUGCGCGAGCGCUUCCCGGGCGCCCAGCACGAGAACGUGCCAUUCAUUGCCGUCACCAGCUUCCUGUGCCUGCGCUUCUUUUCUCCCGCCAUCAUGUCGCCCAAGCUCUUCCACCUGCGGGAGCGCCACGCGGACGCCCGCACCAGCCGCACCCUGCUCCUGCUGGCCAAGGCGGUCCAGAACGUGGGCAACAUGGACACGCCAGCUUCCAGGGCCAAGGAGGCUUGGAUGGAGCCGCUGCAGCCCACCGUACGCCAAGGCGUGGCGCAGCUGAAGGACUUCAUCGCCAAGCUCGUGGACAUCGAGGAGAAGGACGAGCUGGACCUGCAGCGGACGCUGAGCUUGCAGGCGCCACCCGUGAAGGAGGGGCCGCUCUUCAUCCACAGGACCAAGGGCAAGGGCCCCCUCACGUCGUCAUCCUUCAAGAAGCUCCACUUCUCCCUCACCACCGAGGCCCUCAGCUUCGCCAAGACGCCCAGCUCCAAGAAAAGUGCCUUCAUCAGGCUGGCGAACAUCCGGGCGGCAGAGAAGGUGGAAGAGAAGAGCUUCGGCAGCUCGCACGUCAUGCAGGUCAUCUACACGGACGACGCGGGCAGGCCGCAGACCGCCUACCUGCAGUGCAAGUGUGUGAAUGAGCUGAACCAGUGGCUGUCUGCGCUGCGGAAAGUGAGCAUCAACAACUCUGGCCUGCUGGGCUCCUACCACCCCGGCAUCUUCCGUGGGGACAAGUGGAGUUGCUGCCACCAGAAAGACAGGACAGAUCGGGGCUGUGAUAAGACCCGGUCUCGGGUGACCCUGCAGGAGUGGAACGAUCCUCUUGACCAUGACCUUGAGGCCCAGCUCAUCUACCGACACCUGCUGGGUGUGGAGCCCGCCCUGCGGGAGAAGCUCCAGGAACCAGGCAGGAGCACAGAGGCAGGCGUUGCACCCACGGGCCCUGGCCAAGCUCCCGAGGACCCGCUGGCCCAGCUGCUCCGGGUGCUGCAGGACCUCCGGGAGGCCCACAGCUCCAGCCUGGCCGGCCUCCCACCCUCGGAGCCCACCCGCCUCCUGGAGCUGCAGACGUGAGGCCCACCCUGCAUUCCCACGCCGAGCCCCCUGCCAGGCGCUUGGAGACCCCCGAGGAGCCCUGUGGAUCCUCCCCCCAGGCCCCUCGCUGGGCAGGGCGAGUGGGGGGAGCCAAGUCCACAGCUGACAAGCUUGGGCCCGUCGUGGCUGACCUGACGUCUCGGGACUGCGGAGGCUCCCGCUCCUCUGUGAGGCCUGGCCGCUGCCUGUGUCCCCUACAGCCAUCGCUGCCACUGGCCUGGACUCUCCAGGGACCCUCCUCUCCCGCCUAGGAUAGACCCAGCCAGAAACCAGCCCUCGGAAGGUCCAUGCCCGGGUGGGCAGGGAGGUGGGAGCACGGGCCCCAGGGGGCCAGGCCAAGACCUCAGCACCCCUCACUCCUGGCCACCACCCCACUCGCUCCCCUCUCCCUCCCGCUCACCUGCCACCGACAGUAAACCUGCUGAGACUGCUGAGGCUCCGGGGUCUUGUGAGGGGGUCUGGGGGGACAGUGGCCCUGGGGUAACCUCAGAGGCUGCCGGUGGGUGUGGCCGAGGAUGGGUCCAACAGCGUGGCCUCUGGGCACCUCUGUCCCCCUUCUCUGGUUCCCACAUCUGGGGCGGGGGCUCCUUUUCUCCCCCCCCCCAUGCCCCUGGGUCCCGCCCCUCCCUCCCCACAGGCCACAGAGCCCCGUGUGUCCUGCCAGCCGUUCUCUCCUCAGGGCAGCCCCCUCCAGGCUGUCCCUGAAGAUGGCACAGCAGGGGCGGGGCUGGGAACCUUGAAUCUUGAGUGGUGGCCUGGCCCUGGCAGCGAGCAUCCUUCCCUCUGGGCUGGGAGUGUUGGCCACGUGGGGGGUCCUGGCUUCCCCCAGUGGCGUCUUGCCAGGCUGAGCUCCCAGCAGCAUCCACAGUGACCUGGCUCAGGGUGGGGAGAAGGCCGUGGACCUCCCCCCGCAUCCACUGCUUCCCCGUAAGGCCCUCCCCUGCCUUGGUCAUGCAGUCACCUCCCCCACCCUCUGACCCAGACCCCAAAGGUCCCCCGUUGCCCCAUUCCUGGCCCCGAGAGGUUUGUCCGAUGCCCCCAUCAACAGAGGCCCCACUGGUCUGACUGUUGGCAAAGCUUGACUCUGGGCCAGUCCCCGCUCUUGGGGGACAGGGCGUGCUGGGGGCUAGUCUGCCUUUCCUGGUCAGUCCCCUCUGAGGCCCCCCAGCUGCCCACCAAGCCCUGCCCCCUGCCCAAGGGGAGCCUCCACUGCCUCUGUGGGGCAGGGGUGACGGGCCACUGGCUCACACCGCUGAAGUGGCCCUGGGGUGGCUGGAGCAGCAGGGGACGGGGGCAGGGCUUCCAUCCCUCCUUACCCCGCCCCGUGGUGCCCCUCCUGUGGCCGACCUGCUGCCCACAUACAGGGUGAGCAGCCUUUGUGCCUGUGAGGGCACGGAAGCCCCUGAGGCCUCCAGCCCCAGCCUCCUGCUGCCCCCACCUCCCAAAGCCUCUCUCCCUGCCCCGCCAGCGCCCCCUGGCUUCAGCCUCACUCCUGACCACAGCGGCUAAUAGACAAAGCGGACCUCCAGGUGGGCCCUGUUCUAGCGUUUUGCUUCUGUGAAUUCAUUAAUUCCUCACCUAUUA